CUGAAACCCGCCGCUCCUGCCGCCCGGGUGGGAGCGGGCCCGCGGGGCUGGAGGCCGGGCCCACCCCGCGCCCAUCCCUAGGCUCCGGGGAACUUGGAUUACCGAGGCCGGGGCCCGGCGCGCACAGGAGCGCACAGCAGCCCUGGAAGCCGCGUCCGGGGCGCAGGACCACGGGGACCUGGUCCUUCCCGGCCACCUAAAGACCUGUUCCCCCGGGAAGGCGCCGGCGGCGGCUCUGGGAUUCGGGAGGAGCUCGCCGUCCGCCCGGGCCCCGCGCUGGGCGCUCUCCGUUUGCGCCCCGGCGGCGCAGGGGGUCCUGAGCGGCGCGUUCGCCUCUGCUCUGGGGCUGGGGCGCGGAGAGCGGAGGGCUCUUCCCUGGGGUUCCGGGGGCCCCGAGCCGCUCACGCGGUCCUCCCUGGAGUCCUCGCGCCCCUCGCCGUGCUGGUCUCGAGAGGCUCGCUGGCGUGCAGUCAUCUGAGGAGUUCUCCACUGCUUUGGUUUCUUCUCUGAUUUGGGGACAGUUCCCGCCAACGACGCUUGACGCGCCUUUUCCUUUUUUCGCGGGCGGGCUGGCAUCCCGUGUCGCCGGAGCCUGCGGGAAUCCUGUCUCUGUUCGCUGACCCUUAAGGCUCUCUCCGCUUGGCGUGCCUCCUCCUAGCCACUCGCCUCGAGGGCAGGGUGCAGGCGUGACUCCUUUUUGCCCCUCUUUUGAGGGAGUGCGGUCGCCGAGGGGGACACCAGCCUCCUAGGGGCUCUUUGUGCGUGGCGGGAUCGGACCACCGGCCAUGGCCUUCACUUUCGCUGCUUUCUGCUACAUGCUGUCCCUGGUGCUGUGCGCUGCGCUCAUCUUCUUCGCUAUCUGGCACAUAAUUGCCUUUGACGAGUUAAGAACCGAUUUUAAGAGCCCCAUAGACCAGUGCAACCCUGUGCAUGCGAGGGAACGGCUGAGGAACAUCGAGCGCAUCUGCUUCCUUCUGCGAAAGCUGGUGCUGCCAGAAUACUCCAUCCACAGCCUCUUCUGCAUCAUGUUCCUGUGCGCUCAGGAGUGGCUCACCCUGGGCCUGAAUGUCCCUCUGCUUUUCUAUCACUUCUGGAGGUAUUUCCACUGUCCGGCAGAUAGUUCUGAACUAGCUUACGACCCGCCGGUGGUCAUGAACGCGGACACCUUGAGUUACUGUCAGAAGGAGGCCUGGUGUAAGCUGGCCUUCUAUCUCCUCUCGUUCUUCUACUACCUUUACUGCAUGAUCUACACUUUAGUGAGCUCUUAACUCAAAGACCACACACGUCAUCCGAGACUGGGAUGGGAGAGGCACGAGACUGCGAGUCUACUUCUGCCGGUGACUGGAGAAGGGACCAGAGCGGGAUGUGUGAGGAAGACCCGGCAGACACCCCGAGGGACUCAGGACUGGAAUCACGCAGCAGCCGGCGGGCCGAGUUAACCGUGCGCGUGUUGUGACCCUGUGUGUCACAGUCUUUGGCCUUCGUAUCCCACAGCCAGGUUGUUGAUCCCUUCUGAGCGAUAAGGGCCCGGAGGAGUGGGUGACGAAACACUAAACUCCUGAGCAAGAGUGGCUGCUUCCUGAAUCCACGUCAUCGAACAGCUCCCUGCAAGUUCACACUGAGUUCCUGGACUGUGGAGGGGAGGCUGGAAGGUGUCUGCUGAGGAACAGACUGACCCAGGGUCAAGGCUGAGUCUGUGGGACCCGUUGAAGGCCUCGAGGAUGCUGUGGGCUCUUCUUGUGUCUCUUCCAAGCCCUGGCCAGGCCCUUCAGCCCGGCGGGAGGGGCUGGAAGGUGUGUGGUGGGCUUUCUGCUGUCCUGGCCCUGAGCCCGCAGCCCUGUCUGUUUUCACGCUGUGCUGUGUGGAGCCCCGCUUAGCCCCGGAGCUGCGUUUGGGGCAGUGUGUUGGGAGAGAGUUCUGUUCAGAGUCACGUGAAUGGGGGGUGUCCUGGGGAGGGGGAGUCAUAGGAAAAUGAUUUUUUUUAAAUGUUUCCUACCUGUUCAAAGUGUUAGUUCUUUACCACAACCAAGUGUGUUCUUGCCGCUCAAAGCCAUCGCGGAGUCAUUGAAAGCAAAUCAAUUGGUCAUCUCUAGUCUGUGAAGCUACCUUCUUUUAAGGAUCCUAAAGCAGUUCCCAGGCUGGAAAGUGCUGGCGUGUCUGCUCCCAACUGUGGGCAUCCGACAGCCAAGAAGCGAGACAGCAUAAUCGAGCUUCAUUCUAUGAUGCUGCAUCAGCCGUACUGUUUAGUUUAAUGCCAGGACAUUAGCUUAUUGAGAAUGUUCCAUUUGACGUUCUCUCCUUUUUUGGGUAGGAGUCGUGCUGAGGGGUUGUAAAUAAUGACAAGGCUGAGAUUUUUAUCGUGUUUAAAUUGGGCACAGUGAUUUUGACCUGAUUCUCCAAACCUCCCUUCCUUUCUUCCGUGUGACAGCCACAGGCUAUUUAUACAUGUACCCCGCUUCCGUCCGAACCCUGUGACUCAGGUUUAUGAAUGGUGUUUGUGUAACAGUCGUGUGCUAUGUUUAAAACGCCACAACAUCUGCAGUGUUUCACCUACCUGGCUGUCUCAUUUAAACCCCGUUACGGGCUGGUUUCAUCUCCAUAUGGGUGGUAAACUGGUAGGUAGAAAAAGCAAAGUUUCAAAAAGGCAUUUUGCUUCUAAAAAUUCUACAGAAAACAAAAUGCAGACUUCGGCUGUGAGGGCAAGAUGGAAAGCGGAGGAUUUGAGGCGAGGUAUUCGGGAGCAGGCGACCCCUUCCCCAUGGUCCCGCUGGCUGACUGGGGUGGGAGGGGACAGUUCCUAGCAGGGCUGGGUGGCCUCGUCUGUGACUCCAUUCCUGAGAGCACCAGUUACCUUCCUCCAGGGAAGCCAGCCCUGGGGUCCAGGCUGCAGACAGCAAAUCUCACCUCACCACUGUCUUGCAAAUGCCACCGAAUGGAGAGGGUGAAUGGGCUGCGUUACUUCUCGCCAUGAAGCUGCUUUGUUUGUUGUUUUAGAUUUUGCUUCCUUUCUAAAAGAUUUGAAGUGGCUUAUAAUAGCAGACACAAGUACAGAAAGACUGUUAACAUGGAGAUAGGAAAUUCAAGCUUAUUAAGGAGGAGGCCGCAGAGAUACCGAUGUCCCGAACGACUCUAUUUCCUGUGAUGGAGCUUUAAAUUUGGCAUCCUUUCUCUAGCAGGAAAUAUCAGGAAUUCACGUUUACGUAGUCCUUGACAUUUUACAUCUUUCUCAUGUUCUCAUUUGACCCUCCUCACAACCCUAUGAAGUUGAUACUUCUCUUUUUCCCAAGUGAGGAAGCUGAGGCUCCGAGAGGGUAAGUGACUUGGCUAUAGUCACACAGCAGUCACAGACCUACCUUUGAACACAGCUCAUCUGACUUUAAAAACGCCACGUCCUCUGCAUCACACCUACAAGCUGGCAGAGUAGCAGGGUCCUGGUAAGGUUUGGUCAGUAGCAUUAACUUUUUGAGAAAAGGAGAUUUUGAAAAUAGGAGCUGUAGAGGAAGUGCCUGGUUUCCUUGCCCUGUGUGCACCAGCCUCAGACUUGCUUUAGUGUGGAAGGUGGGCCUCUGAAAGCUUUUACAAGCUGCAGGUGCCUCUUAGGUGGUUCUUAUGUUUAUGAAAGAGAAGCGUCAAACAUUUCCCUCCCACAAGUUGUGCUGGGAGAUCAUUCCAGGGGUCUGUUGGGAGUCUGAGCCGAUUUUUAAUUCCUGGGAGAAGCUGAUCGUGAUAAGAAUGAGAGUCAUGGGCACACCUGGGGGAGCCUGUGUUGUGUGCCAGGCUUUAUGCCACGACCUGUCAGCCCUCACGUGGCUCCUAUGAAGCAGGCUGCAUGUGUCUGUUCCCCCUUUACAGAUGAGGAAGUGAGGGGCACUCGUGGAAGGUGAGCCCUCCCUGGGUGAACUAGCCAGAGCAGGAGAUCAGUGCUGCGAAUAAGUAACCAGAUAAUAACAAGAGCUGUAAGUUGAGGUGUCCAGCGUUAUUCUAAAUUCUUCAAGUGCUUCUGUGUGAUCCUCAUAAGGACACCGUGAGGUCGAUAUUAUCUCUGUUUUAUAGAUGCAGAAACUGCGAGAAGGUGAGUCACUAUCCAGGACCCACAGCUCGUAAGGGGGAUGCAUAGCCAUGGUUGGAAUUUAAGCCCAGGUCUGCCUCUUCUCACAGCAUCCGCCUGCUGCAAAAUCUUUGUCUCUCCUUGUUUCUCGUGCAGAAAUGAUCAGAGAGCGGAGGGGAGUGAAGCAGGAGGAACGGCACCCUGGAGAAAUCACAAAGUGAAUGUCUCCCGUGGUGAUGGGGAGCACUCCCUAUGAAGCACGAGGUUGGGCACACGGAGAGUUUCUCAGGGGGCACAGACGCCACGUGGAGGUGGUGGUGGUGGCGGCCUGGGUCCUAGUUCCUUAGAGAGGCAGAGUCGUAGGCCUGGCGUGGCUGUGCCCCGGGGGUCAGAUGGGGGGGGGGGAGUCACCUGAGCUUCCUUUUCUCUUUACUAAGUGAAGCGAAUAAUGGUGCCCACUGUACUGGCUUGUUGUCAAGACUAAAGGAGCUCAUAUUUGCCAAGAGCCUGGGAGGGUGCCCCGGACGUGGGGAGCACCACCUAACGCUUCGGAGGGGCGAGUCUCCCUGGGCGCCCUGACCCUGCCCUGUGCGCAUCCAGGGCAAGGUCCUCCGAAAGGCGGGGAGUCAACUGGCCAUGCGGGAAGGGAAGAUUCCCGGACCCAGCUGCCCUUCUGAGGCCCGUUCCCGUCUGUAGUCCCGGGGCUGGAGGUCAGGCUGUGACCUGAUGUGGCCACCUUUUGAUGCCGUGGUCUCUAACCAGUGCUGAUAACAACUGCUGUCGAAUGCUUGCCGCGUGCCAGGCUCUGUGCAGAGCACUUGACAAGCACGGUCUCGUUUAAUCCCCACAACACUGUUAUGAAGUCGGAACUAUUACCGUCCCCAAUUUACAGCUGAAAUACUAAAGCUUAUAGCAGUUAAACAAGUGAGCCAAGGUCACGAUCGCUAGUGCAUCGUGGAAGCUGGACUGCCACCCAAGUCUAUUUUUGCUCUGGGGCCUGGACCACUUUUGCCUUCCUGGGAGGUGAUGCAGCAUAGGGAGGGCAGCGGGAUGUGAGAAGGAAGAGAAAAGGGGAUGAAGGAGCGGCAGCGGGGGAGCCGUCCCAGAGGUGUGGCUCUGCCCACCUUGCGGGUUUCACAGCAAGCGACUCAGUGUAAAUGACUUUGUAAUCGGAAGGAUUUGAGCUGCGGGAUGUUAUGCAAGCUUCUUAACCUUUCUGAGACUCAGCUUUCUCAUCUGCAAAAUGGGGAUAAUAAUACCUCCCUUUCAGCGUGGUUGUGAUAAUCGAGGUAAACUAUGUACAGAGAGCCUGUCUCGUAAUGGGCGCCCCGCAAAUCUCGGUGCUCAGUGCCCCACUCCACUGCCCCUCCCUUCACAGAGUUGAAGGGAGGAUUGUGUAGAAUAAAAUGCUAAAAGGCUGCUCAUAGUAGCACGUGGCAACAUUCAA
Messenger RNA from Equus caballus (horse), 5495 nucleotides. It is a transcript of the gene CNIH3, whose product is annotated as cornichon family AMPA receptor auxiliary protein 3. Gene Ontology annotation, biological process: regulation of AMPA receptor activity; endoplasmic reticulum to Golgi vesicle-mediated transport. Gene Ontology annotation, cellular component: dendrite; endoplasmic reticulum membrane; COPII-coated ER to Golgi transport vesicle. The record is from RefSeq and is a predicted model, not a curated record. Lineage: Eukaryota; Metazoa; Chordata; Mammalia; Perissodactyla; Equidae.